AGUUGUGGUAGCGCGGUGCCAGCCGCUGUCCUCGCCCUGCCUCCUCACCUGCCACCGGAGCGCGUCCCUUCAUCCAGAGGCUCGCUCGGGCUCCAGGCGACAGCUGUCCGGUGCACGCGGCCGGGUCCCGGCUCGGUGGACGUCGGUCCGGUGUCCCGUCCCUCGGGGGACAUGUCAAGGCAGGCGCGUUUCACCCACGGAGCUCGUCGUGGCUUUCGCGCAGCUUUGUGAGGCGCGUCCCUGUGGAAACGUCCGCCCGCUCGUCCCCGCUAGCCGGCUGGCGAGGUGUGAAAAGUCGGUGUCAUGACUGGAGCUGAGACUGAGGAUGAUAUUCCGUUAGGCGAGAGGAAGACGGUCACAGAUUUCUGCUAUCUGCUGGACAAGUCCAAACAACUCUUCAAUGGACUCCGAGACCUGCCUCAGUACGGACACAAGCAGUGGCAGUCCUACUUCGGACGCACGUUUGACGUCUACACCAAGCUGUGGAAAUUCCAGCAGCAGCACAGGCAGGUCCUGGACAGUCGCUAUGGCUUGAGGAGAUGGCAGAUUGGGGAAGUUGCAUCCAAAAUUGGACAGCUUUACUACCACUACUACCUUCGGACCUCAGAAACAAGUUACCUGAACGAGGCCUUUUCCUUCUACUCCGCCAUCCGCCAGCGCUCCUACUACUUUCAGGUCAACAAAGAGGACAGGCCAGAAUUAGUGGUGAAGAAGCUUCGUUAUUAUGCUCGCUACAUAGUCGUCUGUUUGCUGCUGAACAAGAUGGACCUGGUCAAAGUUCUGGUGAAGGAGUUAUCUGAUGAAAUCGAAGAUUACACACAGCGAUUCAACACGGAGGACCAACUGGAAUGGAACCUGGUUCUCCAGGAAGUGGCGGCUUUUGUGGAGGCAGAUCCGGUGGUGGUUCUGAAUGACAACAAUUCUGUUGUCGUCACCAGCAACCGUCUGCAGGAGGGAAGCGUGCCUCCCCUGGAACAAGGCAUGGUGGUUGGCCAGCUCGUCCUUGCAGAUGCACUAAUCAUCGGCAACUGUAACAACCAGGUGAAGUUCAGCGAGUUGACCAUCGACAUGUUCCGCAUGCUUCAAGCUUUGGAGAGGGAACCGGUGAACCUGGCGAUGCAGCCGUCCAAGCAGGGAACGCUGGAACCCAAUGAGAAGCCGGCUAAAAGAGAGAACCCUCACAAGUAUUUGCUGUACAAACCCACAUUCAGCCAGCUUUUUACCUUCUUGUCUGCCUCUUUUAAGGAGUUGCCUGCCAACAGCGUUCUGCUUGUUUACCUGUCGGCGACGGGAGUCUUUCCUACUGGCAAUUCAGAUUAUGAAGGACCAUACGAUUUUGGAGGAGUUCUCACAAAUACAAAUCGAGACGUGGUGAACGGAGAGACGGUACAGAAGAGGAAUCAGGCCCAGAAAGAAAUGCACUGCCUUCACCCAGGGGAUUUAUUCCCAUUCACCCGGAAGCCGCUCUUUGUCAUUGUAGAUUCUUCAAACAGCGCAGCCUACAAGCAUUUCACGAAUCUGUUUGGGCAGCCUCUGGUGUGCCUGCUGUCCCCUGCAGUGUAUCCCAAGAGUGUUCAAGAUCAGUCCCAGCGUGGGAGUCUCUUCACGCUGUUCCUCUACAGUCCCCUCUUGGCCUUCUCCUCUGUGUGCGGACUGAGCAGCGUGCAGCGAGGCCUGUGGGAAAGGGCUCAAGAGUUUCUCCUGAAAGUCUACCGGGACAUUGGGCAGAUGAUUACUCAGUCACGGACUAUAGAUCAAGCCUUUUUGCAAUUCUUUGGCGACGAGUUCCUCCGGCAGCUGCUGAUCCGCUUUGUGUUCUGCUCAGCUGCACUCAGACUGCAUAAAGUCUUCCGGGAGUCCCAGAGCUUCCCGGAGUCGUACCCUGAGCUCCCUAAGCAGGACACGGUGGAGAACAGCCUUCUACAGAAGCAUAUCAUGGAGCUGGCAACUAUGCUGGACGUGCAGAGUCUAUUUUGGGAUGAUUCACUGGAAGCAUACUAGCAUCUUUGCUCGGGGCCAAAUGGCUUGUGUACAUACAGACUCUGCUGCCUGGGCCCUCACCCUUUUCCUUCUUUUGUUUUUCCAGGUAAUGGAAUAACUUAUUCAGAACAUAGAAGCUCACGUCACACAUUUUACUGAACUUGUGGAAGCAAAUGUUGGGCAACAUUUAAAAUAUAAUCCGCAUGUUGGGCCUGAGAGUAAACCCAGACCCCCCGAUCCACAUCCCGAUGUGGGGUUAGAACCUGCAGCCUCUUACUUUAAGCUCACAGAAUUAUUAGCCGCCUCGGUUUUGCGUUGCAAAAAAAAUAUGAUUUAUUUUUGUUAUUAGAGGGAAGGUUGCGUUCGCCUAAAAUAUGGAGAAUUGAAGAAGCCUGAGUAUCUUCCAGUCGUGACUGUAUCUCUGUGUAUGAAGGCAAAAGCCUUGGCUGCAUCACUACAUUGGAACAAUGUGUACGAUGUUAGUACAUCGCCUGCUGGCUUAGAAGCUGACGCUACUGGGGUUCGCCGGUAACGUUGUGCAGUUACUGGCUGUAUAUAAAAGCUUGACUCGUAGCAGGUUCAGGUGCAUGAGGUCAUGUUCUGUCGAGUGUCCUCAUCACUUUGAAAAAGUAUCACAAACCAGCGAUCCGUAUAAUAGCUUCUAUUGUCCGUUGCCCUCGUUGCUUUCCCAUAUCACUGUGCUGUAUUUGCAUGCAAAAGGGCAAGAAAUGUAUCCAUGUAGUUGUUUUUUUUAUCGCGCUGUGAGUCUCUGAAAGGCUCGUCGAUUUGAAAUGGUUGGCUAGUAGAUGGAGCCGGUGCAUGUGUUGCAUGGGCCCGUACCUGUACUUGUUUGUAAGCAAAUGAAGACGACACAGUAUGCGACAGAGGAGGUGAAGGGAGGCCGCGUGGUCGGCACACUCGCACGCCUCAUCCUUCGGUUAGCCCUCAAGUGACGCACCUCCGUAACCUUAAAUGCUGGGCGCUUUUAUUCCGUUCGUGGUGUGGAACACGGUUGGCUUCCUCGCGCGUCGGCUCCUCGGGUUCCACUCGUACCGUCGAUCCAAAAAGCCAGCAGAUGCGCGCUGGUCGGGCGGCAUCCAGGCGGCACCGUCACGAGCGGGGCGUCAGAUCGGACUUCUACUUCCACAGUCAGAAUCUGAUGGGAGCAGAGAUGCAGAUGUAGAAAUGCAUUUCAAAUCACCUGCGGAUGUUUUUGCAACCUCACUUGAAAAAAAAACUGUAUUGCAUGUGGUUUUUUUUUUUUUUAAGCUGUCGAAUCUUCUAAAACCAAUCUGGAUACAUUCUAGAAAUGCAAAAACCAGCUUCGGGCCGACAGUCUGAUCGAGACCUUGAUACUGCACACAGGCAAGAACAAUAAACAUCAAACUGUAGUUCACCGUUUGUGGAUUGUUCGGAAUGAAGUGACGCUUCAAGCUUUUUGAAUUUUGUUUUUGUGUUAGUAGUUUUUAUUGACAUUGUUACGGUUCGUGUACUGAUGAUAUGGAGCAAUGUGUUGGCACAAAUGUUUGUUGGGUAUUUAGUAAGUCUAUAAAAUGUGUGAUGAAAUAUGAAGUUGAACUUAGAGGAGCAGUGUGUAGGAUUCGGUGGUGUAGUCCCCCGAAUGGAGACCUGCGUAGAAACAUGGUGGACCCUUGAGAGGAGGACCUGCUGGCUGUGCAGAACCUCAUUAUUCCCACACGUGAGGAAUAUGAGGGUCGCUCCUGCCAGCGCGGCCCCUUGGUGUUACACACUGGUCCCCUAAGGAAGAGCCGUUAAUGAGGCCACUUUGUUCUUUGGUCAUUUUUUUUUUUUUUAAAUGUGCGACAUUCCAACUUUCCAAGGACUUGCACAGGCCGAGUUCCGCUUUUCUCAAUUUUACAUCUGUUUGGUAAAAUGAGCCGUUUCUACACUUCAUUUCUCAUUGUGAUCCACUUCCACCCCCCCCCCCCCCCCCCCGUGUUAUGAUGAUUAAGAUAUUGUAGGUUUGCACUUUUUGGAGUUUAAUAUUGUUCUGAUCUCGUCGUCGUGCUGUGAGAAUAACCCUUCCAUGUGAGCGUUCCUCAUGCCAGCCCUUCACACUGGUGACCUUCUUUUUUACUCGGAGGAGUCGGUGAUUUCAAACAUUUUCUUAAAGCAACUGGUCAUCAGCCGUCGCUGUUUUUAACAGCCUCAACUUGAAAUGUGUCAAACAUGUUUGCUGAUUUCCAAAAACUGUUGAAUGGGCAGCGAUCCCCAUGUUCACAUCACACGCACACGUUUGCCUGCUAGCCAGUGGUGCUCUGAGACGGUGCUCACGUUAGAGUUCACCUCACACUAAUGUUCUGUAUGCUCGCAUAGAAGAAUAGCUCGCAUAGAAGGAGUCUGAAAAAGAAAUGUUGCGACAACCUGUUGCACCGUGUCCCUUCAGAUCCAUGAGAGCAUCACGUCUGUGGCCCGAUGGCACCGUUAAGCAUUACUUCAUUGAAAAGAAGCCCAACAGUGAAGUGACACCGGUCAAAUUCAAAGAACUUUUAGCAUGUUGAGUCUGUUUGCGUGCGUCGGUUGAGUCUGGCAGUUUCCUGCUCCACGUCAUUUGGACGGUGUAUCGGCUCGGCUUGUUUAGUUUCCACUAGGAAGCUGAGAAGUUCUUUUAAAAUAAAAAAAUAAAAAAGAUAACUCGUGUGAACUAAAUAUGAAGACGUUUGAAAGGCAUCAUUUGUGUGAUGAAGUUGUGGAAACGGAUAUUUACCGCGACGUCGACGUAAGCGAGACACUAACCUUUGCUGACCAGAUAACCAGAUAACUCAGACCACCGAGAGAUUAACGACUUAUUGACUUGUAUAAAACAGCCUCCUUUUGUAAAUAUACUAUGAUUCUGUGCAAAGGAGAUUAAGGAGAUACCUGUGUGGACCACACGAUAGGUCCUCUGUGCAUUGCAGCUGAAGGUCUCAUGUAGAUCACGCGGAGUUCAUGCCGUACUAUAAAUGCACACUAACAAUCCGGUUAAAAGCCCACACGCGCUGAAAGGAGUUUACAAACUGCUGCUGUGUACUAGAUCCUUGUUGUAUGGAAACUGAUCUGGUUUGAAGCCUGUUUUUGUUUUUGAGAAUUGGGAUUUCAAAUGAUUACGUCCCCUUUACCUGACCCACAUUGGGGGUUUCUGCCUUUACUUAUUCCCACGCCGACCGGUCCAGGAUAAGAUGAGAUGAACAGUUUAACCAGUUGUUUCGACCAGCUGCAACAAAGUUUCCCGUCAGAAAACCUCUGCUUCACAAAACAUAAUCCCUUAACAGCAGCUUUUUUCUUUUUUUCUAAGGAUGCUACAGUGCACAUAGUCCAACAUUUAUACCAUGAAGAUGCACAGAAGAAGCAGAGAAAAUUGGAGUACAUAACAGGGAGGAUUUUGAGACCGUCUUACGGGUGUGAGACAUAAUCAGUAUUACGUUCUACCAGCACAAGAUCUAAUGAAUACAUGUUUUUGACAUGCCGCAAGCACAAAACCCACUGCUCAGUAUAACGGAGCCACAUCCACGGAGAAGCAUGGUGACACCUCUUGGGAACACAACUCAAUAACUGCCGACUGAUCAAUCCUGUUUUCUCGCCAGAUAUGCAGGAGUCAUUUCUACCUUUUUAUACUCUAAAACAUGUCCAAAAGAAUGGUGAAGCCUUCCUUUACAGCAACACUUGUGACCUGCUUGUUUUGAUUUUCAGUCUGUGUCAAAUGUAUUUUCAAAACAUAAGUUUAAAAAAGAAAAAGUGCACAGAUGAUUUUUCAUUGUGGGCAGCAUGUUUGUUUAGAAUAGAAAGUGCCAAAGACUGAUGUGCUCUUGCUUUCCCAUCUUAACAGUGAUUGAGAUCAAUUAUUGUAUCAGAUGGUGUUUCUUUUGUUGUCUUUUCUGUGUUGCCAGAUGGAGCCAAUAAAGAAAAAGAUAAAUGUGGCUUCAUAAAACAA
Gasterosteus aculeatus aculeatus (three-spined stickleback) is the source of this 5911-nucleotide messenger RNA. RefSeq names its product suppressor of cancer cell invasion (gene scai). The record is from RefSeq and is a predicted model, not a curated record. Gene Ontology annotation, molecular function: transcription corepressor activity. Gene Ontology annotation, biological process: DNA-templated transcription. Lineage: Eukaryota; Metazoa; Chordata; Actinopteri; Perciformes; Gasterosteidae.